This is a messenger RNA of Tripterygium wilfordii, 1257 nucleotides long. Its product is annotated as protein JINGUBANG-like. The coding region runs from base 5 to 1255 and encodes 416 amino acids. Gene Ontology annotation, molecular function: protein binding. NCBI's taxonomy places the organism in Eukaryota, Viridiplantae, Streptophyta, Magnoliopsida, Celastrales, Celastraceae. The transcript is spliced from 2 exons. The record is from RefSeq and is a predicted model, not a curated record.
AUCUAUGGCUUCAAUAUUAGACUCCCAAAAUUCACCAUCCUUCAGACUAGAAGACACAACCCAUGAGAAUAAGAAGUUGAUGAGAAAUAUUUCGGUAAAAGAAUUCUCUUUCUCGGAGAUUAAUCCUUACUCUCCACCACGUUUAAGCUGUCCAACACUAAACACAUAUUCUUAUCCCUACUCCUCAUCCCCUAGCCCUACCCAUUGUCAUAACGCAGCUGGUGAGGCGUCUCAUAAGUGUGUAUCUUCCAUACUCAAGAAGGAUAGUCGAAUCCUAUCCAUGGCCUUAUCAAACGGGCUUAUCUACACCGGAUCGGAUAUGAAUAUGGUCCGGAUAUGGAAGUUUCCAGACUUUACUGAAUUUGGCCAGCUUAAGACCAGAGCUUGCAUGGUUAUGGCAUUGGCGGUGUCAAAUGAUAAGGUGUUUGGUGCCUACGGUGAUGGAAAUAUUCGGGUGUGGCACAGAGCAGGGAAUAAUAGUCAUUUUAGGUACGUUAGAUUGGGGACGAUUCCAAGGAACGGUAGAUAUGUCCGGAGCUACAUUACUGGGAAAGAUAAGAUGAAGCAUUCAAGGCCAAUAACAUCACUAGCAAUCAACACAUCCGACGACGUUCUAUACUCGGCCUCACUUGACAAAACAGUGAAAGUAUGGAGAAUUUCAGACUUCAAAUGCAUAGAAACAAUUCAAGCACAUCCACAGCAAAUCAAUUCAAUUGUCGUAGCCGACGACGGAAUCCUCUACACCGCCUCCGACGAUGCCACCGUUAGGGUAUGGCGUCGUAUCUUUUGUCGUUCUCACUGGCCUCAUGCCCUAAUCGUAUCGUUACCAACCAACAACUCGCCCGUAAUAACCCUAGCCCUAUCCCAAGACGGCCGCGUAUUAUACGGAGGGUGCAGUGAUGGUUACAUUCACUACUGGCUCAACAGUUGGUUUUCAGGUCAAUUGCAGUCUGGGGAUGCACUGGCAGGUCACACACAUGCAGUGUUGUGCAUGGCUAGUGUGGGUCGUUUUGUGGUUAGCGGUUCGGCUGAUUCGAGUUGUAGGGUUUGGGCUAGAGAGCAAGAUGGCCAGCACACUUGUAUGGCGGUGUUGAUGGGCCAUAGAGGCCCAAUUAGGUGUAUUAGUGCACAUGUGGACCCAGUAGAAGAGGAAUAUGAAAAUGGGUGCACCGUAUGUUCUGGGAGUCUUGAUGGGGUCAUAAAAGUGUGGCACGUGACUACCACAAAGAGGGAAGUUAGUAAUUGGGCUUGUUGACU